ACUGCGCAGCAUCACGGGCGACCGACACCGCCGGCCUCACCCUCUCCCUCACCCAGCCACAACGCAGCAUGAAUUCUAAUUCGUAGAUAUUUUCGAUCAUGGUUAAUCCAGGUCACGAAAAUUAAUUAAACGAUUCGCUGUCUUCUCUGCUGUCGUCGGGUACUUGUGUUGUUUUUGCCCCCCUGUACCGCACAAGACGCGCCCCAAGAACUCAAAAUGGCCGAGAUCACCGAAAUACGAGCAGCGUACGAUAUGUCCCCGGUACUGGCGGGCUUCAUCGGCGCCGGCGUUCUGGUGGUUGCAGUGGUUGCCUUAAUCUUUGUGUGGACAUGCUGCCAAAAACGUUACCACAGGAUGAGCCAUAAGCUCCAUGGUGUCCAGACAGAGUGUGGUGACCCGUUGACAGACCCGCCUUACAAGUUCAUCCACAUGCUGAAGGGCAUGAGCAUCUACCCAGAGGCACUGACCAGCAGCAAGAGGAUUGUGCGGCUCGUGCGUCGAGUCGCCGGCGACAGCAGCGACGUAGAGAGAGAGGGCAAGGGGUGUCCUGUUGUCCUGGUGGACGUGGCUGCCGAGAAGAGUCCGACGGGGACACCUCAGUUUGAAGUAGGCGGUUUAGAUGAAAGCGCUCACCUAACUCCACGACUAGAGAGGGAGCUUCCUGUUCGUGCAGACUACUGUUGCCUGGAGAACCACUCAAGCAGCGGCAGCCAAAGCUCAAGUACCACAGCAUCAAACAGCGCCACGCCCUUCACCGACGAGGCCGAUCGUGGAACGCUCAGCCUCACCAUCGACUACAAUUUCCCGAAGAAGGCGCUGGUGGUGACUGUACUUGAGGCGCGUGGUUUACGUGCUGUGGACAGCCAGGCAGGCAGUGCUGACCCGUACAUCAAGAUGACCAUAUUGCCCGAAAAGAAGCACAGAGUGAAGACCCGGGUCCUGCGCAAGACGCUUGAGCCCGCCUUCGACGAGACGUUCACAUUUUAUGGUGUCCCGUACAGCUCGCUGUCGGAGCUCACGCUCCACUUCCUCGUGCUGAGCUUUGACCAUUUUGCUCGCGACGAUGUCAUCGGUGAGGCAUUGGUGCCACUGACGGGUGUGGAGCUCAGCACAGGCAAAGUCCAAAUCACACAGCCAAUCUGCAAGAGAAGCAUGCAGUGUGUGAGCCGUGGAGAGCUGCUGGUGUCUCUUUCGUAUCAGCCUGUUUCUCAUAGACUCAGCGUGGUAGUACUGAAAGCUAGACAUCUUCCCAAGUUGGACAUCACUGGCCUGGCUGGAAACCCAUAUGUGAAAGUGAACGUGUUCUACAACCGCAAGCGCAUUGCCAAGAAGAAGACUCAUGUGAAGAAGUGCACGAUGAAUCCUGUUUUCAACGAGUCCUUCAUCUACGACGUACCUGCAGAUUUGCUGCCCGACAUCUCUAUCGAAUUUCUGGUUAUGGACUUUGACCGCACUACAAAGAACCAGACCGUGGGACGUCUAGUGCUGGGGACACACAGUCCCUGCACCUCUGGUGCUACCCACUGGCAGGAGGUCUGCCAAAACCCACGCCGGCAAAUCUCCAAGUGGCACAGCCUUGUCGAGUAUUGAGCUUUCUCCUGUUCUCCACAGACAUAAACCAAUAAACAUACGCAGUAAACAUAGAUAUACACACACACACAAAACCAAACACACACACACACACACAUACAGUACACAAUAAGGAUAUACAAAUAAACAUGAGGGAGACCUUGAGACAUCUCACUUUAUCUGUCUUUAAAAAAAAAAAUAAGAAUACAGCAAGACAGUGAAUUAGAGCACGUCACAGUGGACUUUUGCAACAACUACGUAGAGAUAGCUCUCAAAUAAUCCUUUCUAAACAGCACCGUUUUAGUGAACCACACACAGUCUUAGACAAAUGUGCAUACACAUACACGAACACACUGACUGAUGAAUAGUAACUUAAGAGACCAAAAUAUUGCUAUGUCCACAAUUUUGAGACUGUUACAAGUAAACUCUUAGCACUGAUUGUAUGUAUGUUUAAAUUAAGGUGUAACAUGUCUGCCUUCACAGACCUCACUACACUGCUGUAGUUCACUGUACCGCAUGUCUGAAUAACACAAGAAUUACUGUAAAAAAUGUAAGAAAUGAAGCAAACACUAGACAGUGAUGAUGGUGUGCAUCAUAUCAUUUUAGGGUGUAUAAUGACUUUCAAGUGACAUGCCAAUUUACUUACUAUGAAUAUCAGGUUUAAAAAAAAAAAUCAUGCUGCCCUUCUACUUAGCAUGUUAGUGAUGAUGAUCAUGAUGAUGAUGAUUCGGUUGAAGUUGACCCCCUAUAUGCACACACUGGUUGAUCCUGAUCCUGGUCCUGGUCGAUCUUCUGUUUAACCUAUUGACUAAAUUGAGCAAACAUGUGACUGGAAUACUGUUAAUACACACUUCAGUGCAAGGCUACAUUUAAAACUGAAGCCAAUCCACAUGUACUGAAAGUCAACUUGAAUGUCACUACAUCUAUACGAUGCGUCACACAUGCUUCAUGUAGCCACUUUUAUAAUUUUAGUCUUUCUGUACUGUUUCUUAAUGUCACUGUAAAUACUGUACAAACUGUAAAGGGGCACUGAUGUGUAUUUAAUAGGUAUUGUACUAUAUGCACUUAAUGCCAAUGGCACGAUUGUCUUUUUUUUUUUUUUUUUUAUAUGGUGUGGUGUGUUUCCUAAACAACAAUUAGGACACUAAAAUGAUGACUUCCUGCCUUCCUACAGUGAAUUGUGCUCGGUUAAUGGACAUUAUAUUUCAGACUUUUGAUCCCUGACCUGCCAGGCUAGUGUGCAUUGCUUUAUUGGUACUGUUGUACACUGCACACACACCUGUCAAACCAUAAAACACACAGUCUCUCCUCUGCUCACCCUUUAAAAACUUUCAAUUAUAUUUGCAGUCUUUUUACACCUCUUUAGAUAUGUCUUGCAUCGGCUAUCUUGGUUGUCAUUUUUAUGGGGUCAUAUACGGUAGCAACUAGAAGAAUACUGAAAUGAAAAGGGGGUUUGAUCAUAUAUGAUUUAAGGGUUCUCAUUACACCCAUUGAACACCUCCUCUGCUGAUUCCUCAGUACUGUGCAACAGUAAGUAAAAAAAAAAGGGUUUGAUUUUUUUUUUAAACAAGUGAAAUAGGGAAACAAAAAUCUAAAUACCAGAAGAAAACCAGAAGGUGUAACAAUUCUAAUACAUUUAGUGAAAAAAAAAAAAAACAUUAAUUGGAAGGAGUUUUGUUUAGAAAUAAAAAAAAGGAUAAUUUACAUUACUGAAUGUUCAGUGACAUUUAAUAUAACACAUAUGAUACAUUAACCUGUAUGUUGGUGUUCUUCAACACACUGAAUGUGCAAAUUAAA
Messenger RNA from Clarias gariepinus (North African catfish), 3366 nucleotides. It is a transcript of the gene syt11b, whose product is annotated as synaptotagmin XIb. The coding region runs from base 217 to 1590 and encodes 457 amino acids. Gene Ontology annotation, biological process: cellular response to calcium ion; regulation of calcium ion-dependent exocytosis; regulation of dopamine secretion. Gene Ontology annotation, molecular function: phosphatidylserine binding; clathrin binding; calcium-dependent phospholipid binding. The transcript has 4 exons. Gene Ontology annotation, cellular component: membrane; synapse; axon. The record is from RefSeq and is a predicted model, not a curated record. NCBI's taxonomy places the organism in Eukaryota, Metazoa, Chordata, Actinopteri, Siluriformes, Clariidae.